GGGAAUAAGGCUUCCACAACGGACCUCACGAACGUUCGCUGUCUCACUCUCGUUUUCUUCUAGCUGCUUUGCUUCAGGAUCCUGGACCAUAUCUGGGAUUUUGAAUGCAUUGGUGUUAAUCGGGAAAAGUUUGUUGUCUUGUCCUGAUCUAGCUGCCGCGGUACCUUUCCGACUACCAACUCGUGUUCAACACGUUGCUCGCUCGUUUCAUCCACUUUCCCGCGCAACCACAUCCUCCAAGAUUGGCCUCCGGUCCUUGCUGGCCUGAUUGGAACGCGUCUGCCACACGAGGACAGUCCGCAUUCCGAACUUGUAUAGUCGGAAAUUGUCGUGCAGUGAUACGUUUAUUUCGGUGCGCUGAUCAACGUGCAAACAACGAGGCCAUCAUCUUGAGGGAUUGCUAGAAGGGCAGCCAGGAAACAAUAAUUAUGCACCGCUUGCGCAAGAAGUCAGACACUAAGCGCAGUCAGGCUGCGGCACCUGUGCGUGCCCAACCUCCAGAACCCAUGCCAACGUUGUCUCUUGCAGACGACUUCCGCACGUCAUUGAUCUUGCCAGA
Laetiporus sulphureus 93-53 is the source of this 559-nucleotide messenger RNA. RefSeq lists its product as uncharacterized. The annotation marks the transcript as partial. The record is from RefSeq and is a predicted model, not a curated record. NCBI's taxonomy places the organism in Eukaryota, Fungi, Basidiomycota, Agaricomycetes, Polyporales, Laetiporaceae. The transcript is spliced from 2 exons.